Messenger RNA from Oncorhynchus keta (chum salmon), 4144 nucleotides. RefSeq names its product calcitonin gene-related peptide type 1 receptor-like. Gene Ontology annotation, cellular component: plasma membrane. Gene Ontology annotation, biological process: angiogenesis; adenylate cyclase-activating G protein-coupled receptor signaling pathway; cell surface receptor signaling pathway. Lineage: Eukaryota; Metazoa; Chordata; Actinopteri; Salmoniformes; Salmonidae. The record is from RefSeq and is a predicted model, not a curated record. Gene Ontology annotation, molecular function: adrenomedullin receptor activity; calcitonin gene-related peptide receptor activity; calcitonin receptor activity. The coding region runs from base 121 to 1569 and encodes 482 amino acids. The transcript has 13 exons.
CCGCUAUCAAUUCAAUGCUUUGGUGCGGACUGGACACAGUGCCUGAGACGUUUACACAGGCACAUGUGAAAGUGGGAAAAUUUUGGAAAGUAGAGAGCAUCCAACAAAUUCUGAAGAAAAAUGUGGAGGAUCCCAGCGCUAUGGCUUCCGGUGCUUCUACUGGCCGUUGAGGUAUGCCACUGUGAAGAUGUGGGGACCAUGCUGGCAUCCGAGGAGGUGCCCAACAUCCCUUUGUCGACCACCGUGACCCGCAGCCAGAUCCUCUCAGCUCAGUUUGAGUGCUAUCUGAAGAUCAUCUAUGACCCACCACGCAAUGAAGCUGGCACAUUCUGUAACCGCACGUGGGACGGCUGGCUGUGUUGGGAUGACUCUGCCCCUGGCACGGCCAUGCAGCUCUGCCCUGUGUACUUCCAGGACUUUGACCCCUCGGAGAAAGCAACUAAAGUGUGCAACUCGGACGGACAGUGGUUUCGUCACCCUGAGAGCAACCGUAUUUGGUCCAAUUACACCCAGUGUCAGAUGUACACUAAGGACAAACUGACGUUUGCGUUUAGCUUGUACUACUUGGCCAUUGUGGGACAUGGAUUGUCUGUGGUAUCUCUCAUCAUCUCACUCUGCAUCUUCUCCUACUUCAAGAGUCUGAGCUGCCAGAGGAUCUCCCUCCAUAAGAACAUGUUUCUGUCCUUUAUCUUCAACUCCAUCUGCACCGUCAUCUGGCUCUCUGCUGUAGCCAACAACCAGCAGCUAGGGGCCAGCAACCCUAUUGGAUGCAAGAUCCUGACAGUCCUGAACCAGUAUACGUUUGGAUCCAACUACUUCUGGAUGCUGUGUGAGGGGAUCUACCUGCACACUCUCAUCAUCGUGGCUGUGUUUGUGGGAGAGCAGAAGCUGGGCUGGUACUAUGUCCUGGGUUGGGGCUUCCCCAUCAUUCCUGCCAUCACACAUGCUGUGGCACGUGGGCUCUUCUAUGAUGACAGAUGCUGGAUCAGUUCCGACACACACCUGCUCUACAUCAUCCAUGGGCCUGUCCAUGCUGCCCUGCUGGUGAACCUGUUCUUCCUGCUCAAUAUAGUGCGUGUGUUGAUCACCAAGCUGCAGGUGACCCACAGUGCAGAGUCUAAUGCCUAUAUGAAGGUGGUGAGAGCCACUCUCAUCCUGAUCCCUCUGCUGGGAGCCCAGUUCAUCCUGGUUCCCUGGAGGCCAGAGGGACGUAAGGCCAGGGCCAUCUACGAGUUCAUCAUGAACAUUUUUGCACAUUUCCAGGGACUCCUGGUCGCAAUUAUAUUCUGCUUUUACAAUGCAGAGGUGCAGGCAUGUCUUAGGAGGAAAUGGGCACAGACCAAGCUGGUGUGGAAAUGGACAGAUUCCUACUCCCACUACAACACCAACUCCUCUGGGACCGAGACGAGUCGCGCUACAGUCAGCCUGGAGCUCACCGCCCCUGAGGAGGACACCAUCAUUAAGCCAGGUGGCAGUGUGCACUACCGAGCCAAUGGACAGAGCAACGGCAAGCGCUGCACCAACGGGGAGAUGGACACGCCCAGGAUCCUGGAGACCACGGACAUCUGAUAGCACUGCACUGUCACUUCCCAUCACCUGAUGCUGUGACAAACAGGCUCGCGAAACUCACAGAUUGGCCACAGACAAUUGAUCAAUGCAGAAAAUGGGGGCCAUGACCUUUUGUGUCGUUGUAAAUGUUGGAUCACACACGUGGUGUCAUAAGGUGAAUGCACCAAUUUGUAAGUCGCUCUGGAUAAGAGCGUCUGCUAAAUGACUUAAAUGUAAAUGUAAUGUAAAUGGUAAGAAUAUACACACAAAUGUGUACAAGAUACACAUGCAAACACACAGACAAAAACCAAUAUACAGACAUCUGAUAAUGGAUGAGCAGCUUACAGGGUCCAGUUGAAACCACAGACAAUUAUUUGCAACCAGAUGUAUAUACAUUUCACUGUAGCUUUUCAUUGUUGCUGAUUUUGGUCUUAGGCACAAGAUAUUAUGGAACAAUCCCAGUGAUAAAAUGACCCAAUAAAGAGGGCUAUCUCUGGCAAUGUUUGAUAUUGGCCUUCAGUGCCGAUCAGUGUCUGCUGUAAUCAAUUCCUGUGGGCAUAUUGGACAGUAUAUACACUGGCAAGAAAGUAUGUGAACCCUUUGAAAAUACCUGGAUUUCUGCAUAAAUUGGUCAUAAAAUGAUCUGAUCUUCAUCUAGGUCACAGACAAAAGAGUCUGCUUAAAUGAAUAAAACAAACAAUUAUACGUUUAUCUUUAUUGAACACACCGUGUAAACAUUCACAGUGCAGGGUGGGAAAAGUAUGUGAACCCUUGGAUUUAAUAACUGGUUUACCCUCCUUUUGCAGCAAUAACCUCAACCAAAUGUUUUCUGUAGUUGCGGCUCAGAUCUGCACAACAGUCAGGAGGACCAUUCUUUACAAAACUGUUUCAGUUCAGCAAUAUUCUUGAUGUCUGGCGUGAACUGCUCGAGGUCAUGCCACAGCAUCUCAAUCGUGUUGAGGUCAGGACUUCUGUUGAAACCAUUCUAUUGUUGAUUUACUUCUGUUUUGGGUCAAUGUCCUGUUUCAUCACCCAACUUCUUCUGUUGAGCUUCAAUUGGGAGACAGCCUUACAUUCUCUGGCAAAAUGUCUUGAUAAACUUGGGAAUACAUUUUUCUGUCGACUAUAGCAAGCUGUCCAGGCCCUGAUGCAGCAAAGCAGCCCCAAACACGAUGCUCCCUCCACCAUACUUUACAGUUGAGAUGAAGUUGGUGUUGGUGUGCUGUGCCUUUUUUUCUCCACACAGUGUUGUGUGUUCCUUCCAAACAACUCAACUGUAGUUUCAUCUGUCCACGGAAUAUUCUGUCAGUAGCGCUGUGGAACAUCCAGGUGCACUUUUGCAAACUUCAGACUUGUAGCAAUGUUUUUUUGUACAGCAGGUGCUUCUUCCGUGGUGUCCUCCCAUGAACACCAUCCUUGUUUAGUGUUUUACGUAUCGUAGACUCUGUCAGAGAUGUUAGCGUGUUCCAGAGAUUUUUGUAAAUCUUUAGUUGACACUAGGAUUCUUCUUAACCUCAUUGAGCAUUCUGUGCUGUGCUCUUGCAGUCAUCUUUGCAGGAUGGCCACUCCUAGGGAGAGUAGCAACAGUUCUGAAAUGUGUCUUACUGAUGAACAUCAAGGCUUUUAGAGAUACUUUUGUAACCCUUUCCAGCUUUAUGCAAGUCAACAAUUCUUAAUCUUAGGUCUUCUGAGACCUCUUUUGUUCGAGGCAUGGUUCACAUCAGGCAAUACUUCUUGUGAAUAGCAAACUCAAAUGUGGAGGUUUUUUAUAGGGCAAGGCAGCACUAACCAACAUCUCCAAUCUCGUCUCAUUGAUUGAACCCCAGGUUAGCUGACUCCUGACUCCAAUUAGCUUUUGGAGAAGUCAUUAGCCGAGGGGUUCACAUACUUAAUCCAACCUACACUGAAUGUUUAAAUUAUGUAUUCAAUAUAGACAAGGACAAAUACAAUUUGUGUGUUAUUAGACACUAUGUAUGUCUAUUGUUAGGGUCACAUACUUUCUCUUGGCACUGUAAGUGUUGGUAUAUUAGGCAUUUCUGGUGUCGUUUAAUUAUUUUUUAUUACUGACACUGCUAAGGCUAUAUUGUAAAGGUUUGGAUCAGUAUUUUCUGUCACUUUAAUGAAGUUGAACUUAUUAUUUAAAUGUGUUACAUAAGCUUGCCUUUUUUAGAAACAUGAAAUGACUGCUUAACUUGGCAUAGUUCUGACUGCUGAAUGUUAAGUUCUCUGAGGCAAGUAAGAUGACCGUGUAUAAGGAAUACAACACAACGAGGAAAAGUGUGUGCUUUGAAUCCCUAAUGGUAGAACCUGUGAUGAGGGAAUGCCCUAUGUCUGACACAACACUUUUUAUCCAGUGUUACUUCCUUAUGCUUUAGCGAAUCUUGUAUAUUGAGUUGCUAUACACAAUCUUUGAAAAAUCAAAGAGGAUACAUGUAUUAUACCGCUGAGCUGCAGUUGAACUGUGCAUACUCUGUAUGUGUGUAGUGGGGAGAAUUUACUAUGCAGUGUAUGAAAAACAUUCCACUUUAACUUCCAAAUAAAUUGUGUUCUAAGUGUAAAAAAAUAAUUUAAUAAACAUUUAUCAUUUUGGUUUGUG